UUCUCUCUCCUCUCUCAACUUACAGAUCUCUCUUUCUCUCUCUGGACCGCAUUAUCUGCAGCACUCUAAGCAGCCUAAUUGGUAAGACUUGAAAACCCUAGAAAAAGAUCCAAGCUUUCUCUUGUGCUGUAACCAGAAUCUGUAACUGGAUCAAAUUAUAUUGGGACACAGUUGAAGGAGAAAUUCCAUGGGAAUCUGCACUUCCAGGCCAGCUACAGAGACUGAUAUCUCUGACAAUGGUGUUAUUCCGUCCAAAGAGGUCAGACCCACUUCAGAUAAUGAUCAAAAUCAGCAAAACGAGUUGAAAAAACGGGAGGAUGUGAAGAAAUCUCCAUUCUUUCCCUUUUACAGCCCUAGUCCAGCGCACUAUCUCUUCUCUAAGAAAUCUCCAGCGAGAUCUCCGGCCAAUGCUAGUUCCAAUUCUACUCCGAAGAGGUUCUUUAAACGGCCUUUCCCUCCCCCAUCUCCGGCUAAGCAUAUCCGGGCAGUUUUGGCCCGGCGGCAUGGUUCAGUUAAGCCAAAUGAAGCUACUAUACCGGAAGGUUAUGAAGUGGAGGGAGGUGGUGCAGGACUUGAUAAGAGUUUUGGGUUUUCAAAGCAUUUUGAGAAUAAGUAUGAACUUGGGUCUGAAGUAGGAAGAGGACACUUUGGGCAUACAUGUAGAGCAAAGUUUAAGAAGGGUGAAUUUAAGGGGAAAGAUGUUGCAGUCAAGGUUAUACCUAAAUCGAAGAUGACCACUGCCAUAGCUAUUGAAGAUGUAAGAAGGGAGGUGAAAAUCUUAAAAGCUUUGACGGGACAUAGCAAUCUAGUUCAAUUUUACGAUUCAUAUGAAGAUCAUGACAAUGUCUACAUAGUAAUGGAAUUGUGUGAAGGUGGAGAACUCCUGGAUAGGAUCCUGUCAAGGGGUGGCAAAUAUACAGAAGAUGAUGCAAAGGCUGUCUUGAUUCAAAUAUUAAAUGUAGUUUCUUUUUGCCAUCUCCAGGGUGUGGUUCAUCGGGAUCUCAAGCCUGAGAAUUUUCUGUUUACAACAAAGGAGGAGAAUGCACAACUAAAAGCUAUAGAUUUUGGGUUGUCUGAUUUUGUGAAGCCAGAUGAAAGACUGAAUGAUAUUGUUGGCAGUGCUUAUUAUGUAGCCCCUGAAGUCCUCCAUAGAUCAUAUAGUACGGAGGCAGAUGUUUGGAGUAUAGGUGUAAUAUCAUAUAUUCUAUUGUGUGGUAGCCGUCCAUUUUGGGCAAGAACCGAGUCUGGAAUAUUUCGUGCUGUUCUGAAAGCUGAUCCGAUUUUUGAUGAACCUCCAUGGCCUUCUCUAUCUGUAGAGGCCAGGGACUUUGUUAAACGAUUGUUGAACAAAGACCCACGUAAAAGAAUGACAGCUGCUCAAGCCUUAUGCCAUCCAUGGAUUAGAAGUGACGACAUAAAAGCGCCCCUUGAUAUUAUGAUUUUCAAGCUCAUGAAGGCAUACAUGCGGUCAUCUUCGCUUCGCAAAGCUGCUUUACGGGCUUUAGCAAAGACAUUAACAGCGGAUGAGCUAUUUUAUUUGAGGGAACAGUUUGCACUUUUGGAACCGAACAAAAACCAAACCAUAAGCUUGGAUAGUAUUAAAGCGGCUUUGACAAGAUAUGCUACUGAUGCUAUGAAGGAUUCGCGAGUCCAUGAAUUCCUUACAUCUCUGAAUGCACUACAAUACCGACGAAUGGAUUUUGAGGAGUUUUGUGCGGCUGCUUUAAGUGUGCAUCAACUUGAGGCUCUUGAUCAGUGGGAGCAAUAUGCUCGCAGUGCAUAUGAGAUUUUUGAGAAAGAUGGGAACAGGGCUCUUGUCAUUGAGGAACUGGCUUCAGAAUUAGGAGUUGGACCAUCGGUCCCAAUUCAUUCUGUCCUUCAAGAUUGGAUUAGGCAUAACGAUGGAAAGCUUAGUUUCAUGGGUUUCAUAAAAUUGUUGCACGGAGUGUCUAGCCGAUCUCUUGCGAAAGCGCAAUAAUAAUUGGAAAUAACUGUUUUACCCCCUCUCUGUCUGUCGUGCAAUAAUGAUCAGCUAAAGAUGGGCUAACCAACCGUGAGUCAGUCAGAGCAAGAGGAUUCUGGGUUGAGAGAAAACUUGGCUGCCUAGAUUUGUUGUGCAGUUGGGACAGCAUUUGAAUUGGACUCAUUCAAUAUUAUUGAUCCUAGUUUGAUGGGGGGUUUCACAGCCAAAGCAUAUAAUAGAAGAGAAGACUUAACUUACUUUUCAUGUCAGUGUAAAUUAAUAGCUACAGAGCUGAGAGGAGAGAUCAUUUGAUUCUAUGAAACAUUUGACUUUGAAUAUGUUGUUGUGGUGGGGAGUGGGGACGCAUGCAUCUGAUAAUAUCCUUGUCUUUGUUGUUUGAUUGGAAUAGUAGUACAUCUUGUCUAGUUUAA
This is a messenger RNA of Impatiens glandulifera, 2394 nucleotides long. RefSeq names its product CDPK-related kinase 5-like. The record is from RefSeq and is a predicted model, not a curated record. The transcript has 11 exons. Gene Ontology annotation, cellular component: cytoplasm; nucleus. Lineage: Eukaryota; Viridiplantae; Streptophyta; Magnoliopsida; Ericales; Balsaminaceae. Gene Ontology annotation, biological process: intracellular signal transduction; protein autophosphorylation; peptidyl-serine phosphorylation. Gene Ontology annotation, molecular function: calcium-dependent protein serine/threonine kinase activity; ATP binding; calmodulin binding. The coding region runs from base 188 to 1978 and encodes 596 amino acids.